CCUCGUCGUCGCAGAGUCACCACCAAUCCAACCAGUCCACCAGUCCACCACCAUGUCGUUGUCGCCGCCGCCGCCGCCGUCGCCGCCCAUGUCCCCCGACGCUCCAUCUGUCGUCGGAUCCGUCCGUGGCCGCGACCAGCUGAUGGAGACGACUGAGUUCGGGCCUCUAUCUGUACUACCCCAGGCGACAUCCAAUCCCGACAUCAUACCACCACCAACCGUGCAUCCCCUUCUCCAGGCCGGCCCCCCGCAUUCUCGCUCAGCGACUGCCCCCACAGCUCCUAUUCCAAUUCCUAAGCCAACAUCCUACCUUGGCCUCACCUCACGGGCUUUAAAAGCCCCAACCCAACCCGCCAUGAUCUUCUCCGACAUUUAUAGGAGCCCGCGAUCUCCUAUUGCAAAGCUUCGUCACCAGUCCAUCCAACUUUCUACGCCAUUGUCCGCUGUAACUCCGGAUUGGGUCGGUGAAGAGCAUGCCGAUCUAUUGAGUAAGGACAAGACCAAGCAGAAGGAGGCGGUCAAGCGAUAUCUGGAGACCAAGGUCAAGAACGAUUGGGACUUCCAAUGGCCAUCCCGGGUCGCAAAGCCGAUCCCAGACAAUAACAUCCCCGACGACACAAUUACUACUCCAACAGGCCAAGCAACUACCGUCGAUGCCAUCCAGCCUACCAAACCCGUUCAGGAUGAAACGAAAGAUGACACCGGCUACCAAGUUGACGACGAUGACGACGCCAACUCUGCAGAUGAGAGCGACGCGGAAUCCAUUUACAGCACGGUCUCUGAAGAUCCAGUAAACUACCGCCCCCGCACGGAGUGGACCUCGGACCUCUCCGACGACGAACCUCUUCCCUCCCGUUCACCUUUUCGCUUCGAUAGCCCAGGCACUGUUGGGCCAACCGUGCAAGCCGCCAUUUUGGCCAAGCAAGCCAAACGCCGGAGAGCCGUGCGAAAGGAGGUGGAAUGGAAUGAAGGUUUGGCCUGCUUCGAAGCUAGGCGCAAGGCAUGGACAGGCGCUCGCACGGUUCGCAUCCGCACCAAGCCUGUCUCUCCCCCUUCUGUUUCUCCACGCUCCCCACGCCGCUUCUUCUUUCGUCGCUCAAUGUCUAGCUCACCGCCGAGCUCCACAGUCUCGUCCACUCACCCACCGGGUGGCAGCGAUGGCUCCGACGCCUCCUCCUUGGCAAAGGGCGACGAGAAGGAGCUGCAGAAGCAGCAGUCUAAGGAUACAAGCCCGCCAACGCCUCCAUCGAGCCAGAACUACCCAGUCGAGACGCUCAUCCCCAUUGCGCCACCCCUGCUACCCCCCAACAACCCGCUUCGCGCAUCCAUCACACCAUCCGUCUAUCUCAGUCUCUACGACAAGGUCAUCAUCCACAAUCUACAGCCCUCAUGUCCCAUCAACCUCUCUGACAUGCUCCGUGCCUGUGUUACCGGCUGGAAGCGAGACGGUGAAUGGCCUCCUCGUGCUACUGUCGCAGUUCCUGCUUCCGUGGUCCGCAAGAAGAAGAAGCCAACUCCGCCGCCGCAGGAGAAUUCGGGCAACGUCGCCCGCCGUAUGAGCUUUGGAUUGCUCGGGCGCGAUAAAGAUGAAGAGUCGGCUCCCGCCAAGAUAUUUCGACGCAGCCUUCAUAAGGCACUUGGUAUUGCGAACUAUGGGGCCCAAGACGUCCCAGCGGCAGAGAAGCCCAAGUAGGACUGAAUAAUGGGCCAUGAUACAAUGACAAUUUCACGAUUAUGAUUGGAUGGGCAGGCUACCAAGUAUGCCUUUGACCAUGACGCAAGGCGCAAGGCAUUCGGGUUUUACGGCACAUCGGGGGCGCGCAUGUGGCAGCGUGGGUUUCUUUACUCAUCUCUGUGCCAAACAUCCAUCUCUAUGAAAAAGGUGGUGUUUGUUCUUGGCGUUGUAUAUACCCCAUCACCUGGAUUACAUAGCCGGGCCUAGAAUUAUAUUGCUCUAGUCCGUUAUCUGUAGCGGCGCGAAUGAUAAUUCGAUAUAGCAUUUCAUUGAAGACCUGAAUUGGGUGGUGCGAUUCUAUACAGGGGAUUGAAGAUGAUUGAAUUAUGGAGUUCUCAACUUGUCCUUCGAUCACAAUUGCUCAACUAUACCAACUACACCAAGU
Molecule: messenger RNA, 2120 nt
Organism: Ilyonectria robusta
Lineage: Eukaryota; Fungi; Ascomycota; Sordariomycetes; Hypocreales; Nectriaceae
Exons: 2
Coding region: 53-1693 (546 amino acids)
Source: RefSeq, a predicted model, not a curated record